This is a messenger RNA of Thlaspi arvense, 879 nucleotides long. NCBI's taxonomy places the organism in Eukaryota, Viridiplantae, Streptophyta, Magnoliopsida, Brassicales, Brassicaceae. The record is from the annotation of a GenBank genome assembly.
AUGACGUCUUCAGUUUGGCUGUUACUUGUCCUUUCCAUUCCAUUAACCAUGCAUAGCCUAAUGGAACUCACAGAGGCGUAUGGUAUCUGCUAUGGCAUGAUGGGGAAUAAUCUCCCCCCAGCUUCUGAUGUGGUUGCCUUCUACAAGAAACUUAACGUCACCUCAAUGAGACUCUUUGACCCCAACACUGCAGCCCUACAAGCCCUAAAGGGGAGCGGGAUCAACGUAGCCCUAGGCGUUCUAAAUGCGGACAUCCCACAAAUAGCAUCAAGCAUGGAUGGGGCCAACCAAUGGUUUACCACAAACGUCGCACCAUACAUCAAUGACGUAUCCAUCUCCUAUAUAACGGUCGGGAACGAGGUCAUCCCGGGGCAGUUCGCUGCCCAAGUCCUACCGGCAAUGCAAAAUCUUCAAAAUAUCCUCAAGAGAAAGAGCCUGCAGAGAAUCAAGGUUUCCACUGUGGUUGCAACUGUAGUUUUGGGCACCUCAUAUCCCCCCUCGGCUGGGGCAUUCUCAAACGACGCAAUUGCCUUUCUUUCUGUGCGAGAUGGGAACUUGGGGUACCAGAACCUGUUUGAUGCCAUUGUAGAUGCAUUUUUCUCGGCCAUGGAAAAGGUGGGGAUCUCUAAUGUGGACAUAGUUGUGUCAGAAAGCGGGUGGCCAUCAGACGGCAAUGGCGUCUUCACGACUCCGAACCUCGCCGCCACUUAUAACAAGAAUUUUAUCACGCAUAUCAGCCAGGGUGGGACCCCUAAGAGACCUAAUACUCGCAUUGAAGGGUAUAUCUUUGCCUUGUUCAAUGAAAACCUCAAGCCACCCGGUGUGGAGCAAAAUUUCGGGCUCUUUUAUCCCAACUUUACAGCUGUUUAUCAAAUAUGA